AGGGGGGAGGGAUUUUUUUAAGUUUUUGUUGUUGCUGGAGAGCCUCCGUAACGCCAAGGGUUUUCUUUGUAGACUAAGAGUAAGACCCUGUUUUUGGUUAUUUAAAUUGGCAAUAAAUGAGGGUAUUUUUACAUAAAUCAUGGGUGGCUCUGGAAUUGGGGGGCUCUUCAACAAUCGGACUCUGGAAGUCAAGGUAGGCGGAGAUCUUGAACAAUUUGUUUACUUCUAGAUUCAUGACCAAAGGGGGUAUUGAUAUUUUAUUGGUUUUGUGAGACCCAAGUAAAUGGUUCUUUUUUUCAAAAAAUUGGUUUGAUACGUGUGGAAUCCUUCUGUGUUGCGUGAGGGUUGUUGUUAAUGAAUGUAGGGGUGAAGCAAAAUUAGCGUUUCUGGGGGCUUACAUGAGGGAUUUUGAGGGUGUUUGUGAUGCUUGUGAUCCUAGAUCCUGAAUCAUUUCAAUCCGUUGAGUAUGUGUGAGGGCAUGGAGAGUAAGUGAGGAGAUUGAUUGUUUUGGGCGUGGUUGUGGGAAGACUGUAAGGCAAAUUUGUGGUCUUUUGUCCAGGAGCGGCAGAAUCAUUGUUGCGAGGAAGUUGGGGGGAGUUUAGAUGUUUUCUAGAUGAAUCGGCUAUAUUAGCUUCCUUGUAGUGCAUUUCGUAUGGCAAGUGGGUUAGAUUUGAAAGGCAGGAUGACAGACCUGUUAGGCACUUCUCUCUUCCAAAAUACAAGUAGGGAGAGGGAUCGAGAUGUACAAGAAACAACCAGAGCAGGUAUAGAGAGCGCUCAGCGAAUGUUAAGCAUUGUAUCACAGCAACAUCAGCGGCAUCAACAACAUCAGGUUGAACAAGAGUUCAGUUUGGCUGCUCAGGAGGCUUUGUCAAACUUCAAUAAGGUCGUGUCAAUUUUGAGCAGGACAGGCCAUGCUCGAGUCCGAAGGGGUCCUGUUCGAUCUCACUCUGUUGCGAGGUUGGGCACUGAAAACAUAUUUAUGGAUGGGUCGAAUUUCUUGCAGCUGGAUUCACCUAGUGCCCAUGCAUCUGCAUCAAUUUACUCCGCUUCUUCAUCUGAUUUCGCUCUUCCACAUGUCAAGCAGUGUCUACCAUAUCAAAGUUUGUCAUCGGCAGUUCUGCCUGCAGACACCAACAGGCAUCAGCAGAUGCAUUAUACACCGAUGCAGCUCCAACACAUAAAUCCACAAGCAGAAAUCUUUAGGAAUGCUUAUUUGAAAAUGGAAAACUCAAUCAGCUGCACACCCACACUUUCUUCGACAAAAUCAUUUAUUUCAUCAUUAAGCAUGGAUGGGAGUGUUGCCAAUGACAAACAAAUGGUGCAGUAUCAGUCAAUUCACUCUGCUCAAGAGCGAAUACCCGGUACCUCUUCAAAGAGAAAAUGUUCUGGAAAUGAAAGUGGUAAAUGUGGAAGUACUGGAAGGUGCCACUGCUCAAAACGGAGGAAGCUAAGAGUUAAGCGAACCAUCAGAGUCCCUGCUAUCAGUAGCAAACUAGCAGACAUUCCACCAGAUGAAUUUUCCUGGAGGAAAUAUGGUCAGAAACCAAUCAAGGGCUCUCCACAUCCCAGAGGAUAUUACAAGUGCAGUAGCAUGAGAGGUUGUCCUGCCAGGAAGCAUGUUGAGCGAUCUCUGGAAGAUUCUUCCAUGCUAAUCGUGACAUAUGAAGGAGAACAUAAUCAUUCACGGUUGCUAUCAGGAAAUUCAAAUCUGGUAGUUCACUCAUAGCUUUUUGUGCAGUAUCAUGCAAUUUUGACUGCACUGUCUAGCCAUCCGAGAAAUGAUCGGAAGGUAAAUCUGUAAGGUUGUCCACCAACUCCAUAUGCUUCCUUAGUUUUGUGGGAAAUACAAGGUGACUCUUUGGCGUGUGCUGACAUCUUGCACUUCUUUGAAGGAGCUUGCAAAAGAAACUUGUGUACGGUGGUCACAAUUUGGUCCAUACAUUUACCAUUACCCUUGCUUUAUGAAAUUUGAGAUCUAGUCGAGGUGUAAAACAUAGCAAUCAUAUGCCUCGUCAUCUGGAUGAGCUCUUAAGUUCAUGGCCUUAUCUGCCUCUAGCUUCUCUGUCUAUAUUCCUUUUGAAUGUGUCAAUCACAGCUGAGGAAGUCAAGAUCUGAAAGAAAUGGUUGUGUUCAAAGUGUUACAUGUCCAUUUGCCUCCACAAAUGUGGUUGUAAACUAAUGCAGAGCAACAAAGAAAAACUUUAAUUUUCCUUUUCUCAAAGAUGCUCGUUCCCCAAAUUAAUGUUAACAUUGAAUAUCAA
Molecule: messenger RNA, 2264 nt
Organism: Cryptomeria japonica (Japanese cedar)
Lineage: Eukaryota; Viridiplantae; Streptophyta; Pinopsida; Cupressales; Cupressaceae
Product: probable WRKY transcription factor 74
Exons: 4
Coding region: 653-1729 (358 amino acids)
Biological process (GO): regulation of DNA-templated transcription
Molecular function (GO): sequence-specific DNA binding; DNA-binding transcription factor activity
Source: RefSeq, a predicted model, not a curated record